AUGGAAACAAUGGAGCAAAAAUGCCAAAAUAAUGUCGAAAAGAAGGAGGGAGGCUUUGUCACCAUGCCUUUCAUCUUUGCAAAUGAAAUAUGUGAGAAAUUGGCUGUAGUUGGGUUUAGUACAAACAUGAUAAGCUACUUGACAAGCCAGCUACACUUACCUCUUACUAAGGCAGCCAAUACGCUCACAAAUUUUGGAGGGACAGCCGCCAUGACCCCUCUAAUCGGCGCCUUCUUAGCCGACUCCUUCGCCGGAAGGUUUUGGACCAUCACGAUUGCUUCCAUAAUUUACCAAUUAGGGAUGAUAAGCUUGACAACAUCAGCGGUGGUGCCAAAACUAAGACCACCACCUUGCAGCAACAACAGCAACAACAACAACAACAAAACGAACUUUUGCCAGGAAGCUGACUCGGGCCAGCUGGCAAUCCUCUACGUUUCGCUCCUACUGACGGCCCUGGGCUCGGGCGGCAUACUCUCGUUUGGGGCCGACCAGUUUGACGAAAACGACCCCAAGCAGAAAACGUCCACUUGGAAAUUCUUCAAUUGGUACUAUUUCUGCAUGGGGGCUUCCAUAUUGGUGGCCAACACGGUGAUCGUGUACGUUCAGGACAACAUCGGGUGGGGUUGGGGGUUAGGUAUACCCACCGUGGCCAUGGGCAUCUCGGUAAUUGCGUUCGUGUUCGGGUACCCUUUGUACCGGAAGCUCGACCCGGCGGGCAGCCCGUUUACCCGCCUGGCCCAGGUGUGCGUGGCCGCGUAUAAGAAGAGGAAGGUGGCCAUGCUUUCCGACCCCAAAUUGUUGUACGACAACGACCAACUCGAUGCGGCGAUUUCUUUGGGCGGCAAGCUUCUUCACACUAAGAGCAUCAAGUUCCUGGACAAGGCGGCCAUCGUGACCCCUGGAGACGACCCGAAAUCCCCUGACCCGUGGGCCCUCUCCACUGUCCACCGCGUGGAGGAGCUCAAGUCUGUCCUCCGCAUGGGCCCCAUCUGGGCCGCAGGCAUCCUUCUAAUCACCGCCUACGCCCAACAGAACACCUUCUCCCUCCAGCAGGCCAAGACCAUGGACCGCCACCUCACCCCCACCUUCCAAAUCCCACCCGCUUCCAUGUCCGUCUUCACCUACACCUCAAUGCUCGCCACCAUCCUCCUCUACGACCGCAUCUUCGCGCCCGAGAGCAUGCGCAGCACAGCCCCCGCCCUGUUCUGGCUCUCCAUUUCUGCCGGAAACUACACGAGCACGCUUUUGGUGACGUUGGUGCACAGGUUUAGCGAGUGGCUGCCCGACCGGAACUUGAAUCGAGGGAAGUUGGAGUAUCUGUAUUGGCUGAUUACGUUGCUGCAGUUUUUCAAUUUCAUUUAUUAUCUCAUCUGUGCCAAGUAUUAUACAUUUAAACCAGUUCAGGCUCGUGGGAGCCAAGGGGAUGAAGAGGUUGAGCUGAGUGGCCGAGGCUGA
Messenger RNA from Striga hermonthica, 1455 nucleotides. The record is from the annotation of a GenBank genome assembly. NCBI's taxonomy places the organism in Eukaryota, Viridiplantae, Streptophyta, Magnoliopsida, Lamiales, Orobanchaceae.